AUGUCUGACGAUCCGAAGGAAAGUGGAUACUAUCUCCGUCUUGUGUCUAUGUAUAUGGACAUAGGUACAGAGACUGUUCUAGGUGUGUUUGUACACCUUUCACCAGGAAAAGAUGCUGAAACAUUUCUCAAGGCAAACCAACAUGCUAUUAUAAAAAUGAAGACCGAACAUAUCCUCAAUGAACAAGAGUGUGCAUCACUUCUGCAGAAAGGUACAAACGUUUUGAAGAGUCCACUUGAUCUUAAUCGUUUCGAUGUGUCCUUAUUGAUAACUCUUGCAAGAAACCUUUUCACUAGUCACCAGCUUCCACCUCCCGCGAAAGGAUGGAAGUAUCCACCAAGAAACAAAGACAAGUCUGUAGCUGCUGACCUAAUGCGUCUGAAGACAAUCAGAAAUGUUAUUGUUGGUCAUCAUCCGAGAGCGCGAUUGCCAAAGUGGCGAUUUGACGAUGAGUGGCAGGAAGUGUCAGAAAUAAUCCUUAGAUUACAACAACAAAUAGCCCCUGGAAACAAAGUGCACAUUGAAAAGAGAAUUGACGAGUACCGUGUGCAGAGACUAGACCCCAGUGUUGAGAACAAGUAUGAUGAGAAAUUAAAGGAAUGGCACGAGGAAGUAACUAAUGUGCAGGAUCAGGUUGAAGAAUUAAUAAAGAAACUUGAAGGUUUCGACGCCUAUUUCAAAAAUAAGAAUGAUCGAUUUGAAAGAUAUACAAAGUUAUUGACCAAAGGAGGCCACUUUGUAUUAUCAGCCCUUCUCGAUAAGAAAAUGAAAAAGCAAGGGAUAGAUCUAAGGAGCUUACUUGAUGACAAGGAAGACACUCUUAAGAGGAAUGUAACAGACUCAAAACAAUUAGAUUUUCUUUAUCCAUCAACUAACGCAACAGAUCCGUUGGAUACGUCUUCGUGGGAUGUUUCUCUCCUUGCAACAGUCAUUUUACAGCUUUUUGACAGUACGAAAGAAAGAGACAUAAACCAAGACGUAAAAAAUAUAGGUGAUGCUCAAAGAAAUCAUGCAGAUGCUGCGCUGGUGGCGUUAGAUAGUAAUACGUUUGAAGAUUAUUGGACAGACCUUAAAGCUAGUAUUAAAAUUGUUUCUCGCGAACUCGAUGAAGACAAGGCUGCUCAAUGUCAUCAGAUAUUGGAAGAAUGCAAGAAGAGAAUAUCGGAGAAAGAAUUUCAGACCUACAUGGAUGAAUUAAAAGCCAAAGGCUCUCAAAUGAAAUCAUUUACUGAUAUUUUUAAAGAUACACUCAAGAAAACACAAGAGUUUCUGCAGGACAUGAUAACACAUGGAAUCAAUUUCAAAAAUGGUCACGAAUUAGAACUUAAGAUGAUAACUCUCGGUAAAAAUGAAGAGAAGAAGGAAUUGGCCGAGAAAAUACUGACGGAAGUUUGGCAUGAAGCGUUAGAUAGAUCAAUACAAACGACAUAUUUCCCUGAAGUGAAGAAAGAAGUAUUGAAGAUAUUGGAAGAAAUAAAGAAGUCCAAGAGUGUUAAAAACAUCACAAUCAGUAAAAAAUGUAUAUUGCUGCAGAUUACAUGCACAUCACCAAAUGAUUUGUUAAACAUGAUUAACUACUUUGAGAGUGAAAACUGUCACGAAUCAUUUGGAAACAUAUCAAAAGAGCUUGGAUAUUACCUUAACACAGCUUUAGCAGUGUAUUAUGUUGUACCCAUCGACUGUCUAUGGGCUAUUUCAAAUCUACAAGACGAAUCCACACAACCAGAAGAGAGAGGCGUAAGGCUUCCGAUAACAGUGUCCUCGCCUGCUGGGAUGAAACAUCUGAUAUCAUUGUGCGGCAGAGAAGAGAUUGCAAACAGUACAAACUCUAUUGCGGACGCGUUGUCGAAACAUUUAGAUGAUACAAUAGAGCUGAAAACGUCAACAGAUAUGAAGGAACUAGGAACCGUUUUUGAUGCAGAUAAGUCAAGUUCUGACAGUAGUAGUGAUUGCUCCACUACGGAAAGCAGUGUUAUAAAUAGUAACCAGCUGAAGCAGCCUGAUGUCUCUGAGAAAUUUUCUGAAGAAAAGAGCCCUGGUAACAUGCCUGAAGAAUUGACAGUACAGGAAUUAGAUGACAAGACGGAUCAUCUAAAAGAGUGUCACAAAGACAAAAGCAUCCAAAAAGAAACAGAGUCGGACAUUUAUACUUCCCAAUCUAGUGAUUCAGAUGGAUCUGACUGGGCAUCUCAAUGGACAGAACGAGAAACGAAGAUUAAGAGAUACAGGAACUGGGUAAAGUCAGGGUUAGCACUACAUAUUUUCAAGACGGAAUUGAAUACGAUUUGCGACGAAGCCGUAGCAACACAGCAUAAAGGACUGAUUGAUAAAGUCAAAGGGAAGAAAGGGGUAUCAAUUUUGUCAUGCAACAAAUGCAACUUGAAAACCUUGCUGCCAGACCAUGUCCAAACGGAACACAAACAGUGUCCACUUGACUAUAUGAACUGCAAUUGUCUAAAUCCUGUUGAAAAGUCGGCUUGUCCAAACAAUUUAUGCGGUGCCCUGUAUGACGACAUCAUAGGAUUAUAUAAAGCGACUCCUCCAACACCCAUUUGGGAAAACACAAAUGUACAUACGUGGUGCACAGAUCCAUGGUCUAUUGCUAAAUGUUUUAUUAGCAAAAGUGUGUAUGCAACGAAGACAAAAGCAUCCGAGUUUGACAUCGAAGAAUUAUUUCUUCUGAUGAAAAACAACAAGGAACUCUUCAGAUAUUUGAAAAGAUAUAUAUUACCCCCCAUCAUUUUAUUUCCAGAAGUUCAGAAAGAGAGAUUGUCACAGCUGUGUCGCCACAGAGACAGAAUAUAUUACUCAAAAGAAAUGGAGCUGGACUGGAUUACAAGCUUUACAGACAGAGAUGCACUCAGGCAAUUUUACAUGGCAUGUUUUGGAUUCGAUGUGCCAAAGUUCCCGGAUGAUGACUAUAUUGUAACGUCAAAAGAUGAAGCUAUAGUUCAUGCAGAUGUUAUUGCUGCACUCAGUGAGGAAGCAAAAUAUCUAGAGCAAAAGAUAACUUCGUGCCAGGAAACUAACCUAAGUGAAAAAGAAAUUGAAGAUGAAGAAGUUCACGUAAAAAAGAGAAGAUUUGAUUCGAUACCAAAGGAAUCCUUACAGGCAGUACAGUUGCCACCAGAGUCUGAAGUAGAACGACUAGAGCCAGGUAUUUCUGGACAAGAAGUGCCAGUGAAAAAAAGAAGACUUGAAUCGACGAUAUACGGACAUUCGUAUGCAAUCAAUAUGCCUACAAAGUCUGAAGCAGGACAAGAGCCGACUACGUCCUAUCGAACUGAUCAUUCAGUUAAGGACAUAGAAGACUACACGACCCAACUUGAAAAGAUCAAGACACUUAUUUCCGUUCACAAAGAAAGCAUGGCUUACAUUGGUGGCAAAAUAGAUUUGCAGAAGAGGUUAGUAAAACUUUACCAGGACCAUAUAGUUAAAGUACCUGCAUUGCCUAUACAACCGGAACAGAAUCAAAAGGAUAUCGAUGAUGUGUAUGUCGAUCCGUGGAUGACCAUCUUAGAAAAAGACGAUCCGGACAGGAAGGCCAGUGAACAGACAGAGAGAGAAAUCUCAUCAUUUUUUGACAUUUUCGAGGAAAGAGGUACUCAGAUCAAGAAUGUUUAUGUCCUUGGUGAAGCGGGCACAGGAAAAAGUAUUUUUUGUAAAAACUUGAUACAGAAAUGGUGCAAAGUGCAUAUGAAAAGUGAUAUGGGUGGACGACUUAAUCUAGGCAAGGAAAUGAAAAUCCUAAAAGGAUUUGAAUUCUUGUUUUUCAUUUUACUCCGUCACCAUUUAGACAAACCAACGAUUAAAAUGAUGUUAGACGGCCAAUUUGGUCACCCUAUACUACAGAAGAUACUGGACACUGAAUCAGAUAAAUGCCUUAUAUUACUUGAUGGUCUUGAUGAAUGGAUUCCAAAAUCACUUUGUCAUUCGCAAAUCCAAACUAAAGGAUUGCCAGCGAGAGAUAUAAACAAGGACUACACCAUCGUUACAACAUCUAGACCAUGGAAAAUUGGGAUACUUGGAAGGAAAAGAAAUGAAAUACAUCAAAUAGUAAUGUUGCGAGGAAUCAACAAAAACGCUUUAAAGAUUCUCACAGAGAAAACAAUCACGCUGUUGAAUGCAAUGCUCAAACAAGACAGAAAUCCGCUGAACUUUAUCAAAUAUUUGAAAACGAGUCCUUUAUCAGACAUACAGCAUAUUCCAAUAUUAUUACAACAAUUGAUUUGUUUAUGGUGUGAAAACAGUAAGCUAACAUCGUCUACAAAAAGUACCCUAUAUAGUGGUAUGCUGGAACUUCCCUUUAAAUGGUUAGAUCAGGGAAAGCGCGAGGGUCAUAAGUCUGAUGUUGGAUCAGAAGCUGUGCAAAUCCCACAUGCAUCAGAGAAAGUCGGAAUAUACCAAGAUUAUAAGCAAACUCUUAAUAGUGCAUCAAAAUUAGCGUUUGAAAUUUUGUUUAAACAUGAAAAAGAACACACCCUUUCAUUUGACUUCCAAACAUGUAAACGUCUUCAAGUACCAGCAGACGUUUUAAAAGUCUGUGUGAAUAUUGGAAUUCUCUCUGAAGACAAAAAUAUUGGGUUUUCUACCGACGUUCUAAAUGAGUCGUCGUUUUCGUUUGUUCACAAGUCAAUCCAAGAAUUUCUUGCUGCUUUACAUAUUGCCAAAACACUUUCACAUGCAGCGACUGAGUGGGAAGAGGCACCUUCUUUACAUCCUAUGACAGAACUAGAGCAUACAACGUUCCUAAGUAAUCAAUCAAAACUGGAUGAUUUAACGUCUCUACGCCCUGCAUCAGAGCAGGAUACAAAACCUCGACAUCCUUUUUCAGAUAUUGUAACGAAUCCACAUACUAUUUCGGAUCAAAAUGAUGUAACGUCUCCACAUCCUCGUGUGGAGCGAGAGAAUAUAACGUCUCCGCGUCCGAGUUCACAGUGGGAGAAUAUAACGUAUUCUCAAAGAGAGGAUAUAACUUCUCCGCGUCCAGGUUUACAGAGGGACGAUAACACGUUUUCGCAUACUGGCACAUUGCAAGAGGAUAUAACCUCUAAACACCCUGGUUUAGGGCGAGAGAAUUUAACAUCUUUACGUCCACGUUUACAGCCAGAGAAUAUAACGUUUCUACAUACUGGUUCGGAGCAAAUGAGUAUAACAUCUCCUCAUUCUGGUUCGGAGCGCGAGGAUAUGACGUUUCCACACUCUGGUUCGGAGCGCGAGGAUAAAACGUCCCUACUUGUUAGUUUCGAGCGAGAGAAUAUAUCGUUUCUGCAUACCGGUUCAGAGCGAGAGGAUGCAACAUUUCUACAUUACAGUUUACAGCGUGAGAACGUAAUGCCUCCACAUGCUAGUUUGGAGCGAGAGGGUUCAAUGUCUCCACAUGUAUCAAAGAUAGUAGACACUGUGGAUACAUCACAUUUACCUGAUAUGUCAGAGCGAAAAUAUUCAUGGUCAACUGUUUUUGGAGAUUUCGUGCAAAAAUAUUGCACUGGAAUCACAACGGUUGAAAACAUUUUAGAACUUGCAAAUGUUUUCAUAUUUCUAUCAGGAUUACAACCGAACCUUGUGACAAAUAUAUCAAAAUAUAUACACCGUAUUGUCAACCGAGAUAUACAUGUAAUUCAGCACAGAACGAUGUUAGAAGAAUGUGCGUUUUUACAUGAUAUUCAGGCUUGUAUAUCUUCCUGUUGCCACGAAGCAAGCUCAGAUGCACAAUGUGACCCAUGUCAUAUCUAUCUAGGAGAUUGUUUCAUUGAUGAUUCGAAAUUCGUUCACCCAAGUCUGAAUAUUUUCGCUGUACAGCAAGUCAUAUCUGACGGUAUAAAAUCUUUGUCAAUUUCCUUUUCUCGGGCUUGUCAGUUACAAAGAGUACAUUCUAAAUGUGAUAUCUGCAGUAUACUGACUUAUUUCUCAUCAUGUCGCCGAUUGACAAAGUUAGAAUUGAAGGAUAAAAGAUUACAAGCAGACGAUAGGCAUAUAUACCUGAUUACAGAAAUACUGGAGAGAAAUUUUCAGACUUUAAGGAUGGUGUCAGUGGACUGUAUUUUAGGAGUUUGCUUGAAAGGUAUGGAAUCUUUUGAACCUUUGAUAACAUCUAUUCCAAAACUGAAUCGGUUGACCUCGUUAGAAGUGCGCGGUAUCCGUCUGUUACAUGAGCAGUGUGACAUUCUAACAUCAUAUCUAGCAGACGAGGUUCGCUUACAAGAGUUAUCUCUAGAUAUAGAGUGUGCGGGUAAAGAUGACCACGAGAUUAAUAUGUCAAUGCACGACACUCUUCAGUAUCUAGAAAUAGGAGACGGUUUUACAGUAACUAAUGUUUACACAAAACAUGACAUGACAAUCAAGUUUAAGAUUACACGGUCAAAUGAUUUGUCUAUCACGCGACUGUUUCGUAUUUUAGAAUCAGUUAACCUGAAACAUGUCAGUUUAUGGGGAAACCGUCAUGAUGCUUCUGUACCUGAUCUUGUCACCCAUUACCUUUGUUCACUCCUUGCAAAGGCGAACUAUCUCUGUGCUAUCGAACUUGACAGUCUCAAAAUAACUCGCAAUAUCUUGACGUGCCCAUACAAAUUGAUCAACCUUAAACGCAUUGACCUAUCUUUGAUCACAAUGACUAUGAUGUCAUGGGAGGCAUUUAUUGACAGUCUUCCUAAAUUACCAAAUGCCGUUCAUGUGAAAACGCUAGGUUUGGUGAUAAAAGACUUCGUCAAUAUGCACUUGUCUAGGUCCAUGCUAUAUGAGAGAAAAACAGUAUUACCGAUACCCAGUAAAGCUUUUGACUAUGUUAGGAACCAAGAUAAAUUAUUUCAUGUCACAAGGGAUAAAGAUUAUCUUUUCGAAUUUUUGACGCAUAAGUAUCAGCACUGGUGAUUAAUUACGGGAAAUUCGCAUGGAAGGCGGUGCAAUUUCGUUAAUUAGUUCAGUUGCUUAUAUGUUUUAGGUUUUGAUUUCAUUUCGGUUGCAGAUAAAAUGGAAAACUGAAAUACACAUAACAUAGACAUUUUUUGUUGUAACUAGAUUUGGUAAUAUUUGUCUUUUUAAACGGUCGAUAGAAGAAAGGUUUUUAAUAAUUAAAAGUAAUAUGUAUUUUUUGAUCCCUGCAAAACGUAUAAAACUCCGAUAUUACGUAUAUAGCAAACACACAGCAUAUUUUUGUUUUGUGAUAUACUACAAAAGACUUGAAAUCUAAACGAAACCUUUUGUUCUUAUAAAACGUGUACUAUCUCUAAAGGUUACACAAUAGUUCAUUCAGUGAUAUGAUGAUUUACAAACUUCAAACAACAAUUAAAUCAUUGAGUUAUUGUAGACAGUUUCCUGCCGAUGGUAAAAAACAAGACAGAAAAAAUAUACAGUAUAUGUAAAUAUUUAUUUCCUUCUUUUUUAAACCUGUACUAUUUAUAUUGUUCUAUUUAACCAAUGUCUUUUAUUGUUUUUAUAUUUAACCCUUUCAAAAUUGAAAACGCGAUUGUAAAUAAGAUGUUGAGAUUAGAGAAAAAUGAAAUAUGUUGUAAAACAGUUUUAUUUAAAAGUAUACAUGGAGAAAUGUUACGUCUAAAUGCUCUUGUUAUGAAACUAGAUACAAAUUACAUAAUUUUCCGGUACAGAUAGUCGUUCCAUUGUAACCGUGCGGUUACACACUCCGUUUUCUGACAAUGUUUUCGUCGUCGUGGGUUCGAUUUCUUAGUAUAUACUGCUUUAUUUUUAAAAUUAUAUAUAGUUUGCUACGAAAACAAAAGUGAGUGAAUUUAGGAUCAGUUAUGUCACACAUUAAAAUAUGUCAUUUUAAUAGAAAAUAAACGCACAUAUUUAUGUUUAAUUGCAUUCCAGUUUUUAUUAUUUAUUAUUUUGUAUUUUCCUUUAUUUUAUAUUUUUCUCUAAUGUAAUAGUUCAAAGCAUACGGGGGUAGUUAAAAAACUGUAUGGUAAUCUUAUACAAAACUUUAAAUAGCAUUGCCACGUAAUAAUUAUUGGUAUUUAUUUAAAGGAAAAACAAAUAUUUUACGAAAAACAAGUACAAAAUAAUGAAUAAGUAAAUAAUUCUAUCAGAGAUACUGAAAAUGUAGGAAGUUAUUUAAAUGGACCUAUUUUAUUUGUUACCUAGUUAUAUUUGUAUUUAUUACAUGAUUCCUGACAUGAAUCGCCGGUCAUAGUUUGUGCUAAAAGUCUCAUCUAUAUUCAACACAAAUUUAAUCGGUUGACAAAUAAAAAGGAUAGCAGCUACAACGUAAAAAAUAAUAUCCGAUGUAGGACCUUGGGCAAUAGUUUUGACCUUUGACCGGCAAGAAAUUCAAAAAAUAUAUCAUACAUGUUAUUUACUCACAUUAUCGUACUUUUUUCAUUGUAAAUAUAAUGAUAGCAGUUUGCUACACUUCUCAUAGACUAGAAUAUUGGAGCAUAUGUACUAAUGCUUCUCUGUGUUUGCUGUGUGCAUGCUUUGAACAUGUGUCUUAUUAGUAGGGAUGGGAACGAAUAUCCGAAUAUUCGAAUAUUCGAAAAUCAGUCGAAUAUUCGAAUAUGAAAAUCAUAUUCGAAUAUUCGUAAAUUAUUGUUUUUUUUUUGUUUUUUUUCAAAAUAAGUAUCAUUGAUUUUGGACAAUUCUACAGAAUAAAACCAUGUCAUGUUGGUUUAUCGCGUAUCAAAAGAUGUCCAAUUAACAAGAAAAUAGCAGUGCAUAAUUGGCAGGGGCCAUCGUUACGGAUUAACAGUUUGCAACAGGCGUCAAUGUGUCAGAUGCAAAAGAUGUCCAAUUAACAAGAAAAUUGCAAUGCAUAAUUACCUGGGGUCAUCGCUACGGAUUAACAGUUUGUAUUAGGCGUAAAUGUGAUAUCUUUUUAUCGUUUGCUCAUUUUUAUUGGCGCGUGUUUUAUGUAACAAGUUGUAGAAUUUUUUUUUUCGAAUACAAUAUCAAACUUGUAGAUAUUGUCGAUCUUUUCACAAUAUUUUGUACGACGUUUCAGACCAUCCGCAGAAUCAGUUUUCAUCCGCCAUCGGCCGUAUUCGAAUUAAAUUUUGAAGUACUUUAUAAUAAAAUCAAGAAAUAACAUAUGAUUGAUGCAUAAGUUCAUGUUGAAGGAGGUUUAAGUCUGCCUUACUUGCUUUUAACACGACGAUUGAAAAUUUUCAAAAUGGCGGCGGUAAUACAACAGCGCGUCACGUGUUUAAAUGGGACGACCUGCUAUUUUUAGAUAAAAUUGCGACGAUCUAAAUUAUAAUCGUUUUGAUUUUUUGUAUCAUUUUGAAGCUAAAACACUGAAUUAGUUAAAUCUGUUCAUGAUUAUACUGACAUAAUCGUGAAAUAAAACGCUAGGAUCGGCGGGUUUUGCUAGGUAGGAUCGGGUUACCCGAAACAAACAUUUUUUGGUCUUAUUACGUACGAUGAUCCACGCUUUAAACAAAUAAAUACGUUGUGUAUAUGCGAAUCACAUAAUAAGAAUUUAAAGCUUCCAUUAAAACAAACCGAAUAUUCGAAUAUAUUCGAAUAUGGCAAACCGAAUAUUCGAAUAUUGAUUUCAGUAUUCGUUCCCAUCCCUACUUAUUAGCAUUUAGAAUUUUCCCGAUUUGUAGUAUGGCUGUUUCGAAUUUUAUUAGUGGUACUUAAAAUUUUGAUAAUUUAUACGUUUAUAUUCAUAAUAUUGUAAACUAACUCAAAGGAAGUUAAAAUCUGUCCUGUAUAAAGGAAGCAUUAGAGUCACCAUAAACGAUACUAUGAAAGAGUUGUAGAAACGGACAUAUGUUUUAGUACAGAUUUUUCAGUGAAUUAUAUAUCACAGAGAAACUAUUUUUCAUCGAUAUGAAACUUUACACAUACAUCUGCGGAUGUCUCUAAAUUGGUUUUUGUACUUUUAGCAUGUGUAAAUGUUGAAUUCUGCUCAACCCGGGGCUAGAGGAUGUGGACGGUAUCAUGCAUUUCCACUACCGUCCAUGAACAGGCUCAAUCAAACCGAGCCUGCAACAUUUUCGUUUUUGUCGUGUUGGGCGACCUGUGAAGUUUCCACUUUUUUCUAUUUUAAUAUAGGUUAAUUUAGUCAAAAUUUAGUCAAAAGACACAUCUUUUGUUUUAUAUAUACAUGCCGUUUUCUUUUUGAUUGAAUUUUGACAGAGGUAUGCCCAUUUUGUUUUGUUGGAAUGUAUUGGUUAAUGUUUUAAUAAAGUGUGUUAUUAUCAAUGGCUUUUGACGUGAGACAUAAAAUAGUUAUUUGCUGUCAAAGUCUACACCAGGAUAGACAAUCUCCAGCUCUGACUGUAUGUUUGAGGAAGGUAAGCCCCUUUUAAUAACAGGGAGUCAGAGAAAGGUCGAGUGUGCUAUCUUAUGGACAGUUGUAUUGUGCUUCAGUGUAAUUUUAGGUCGUACUUUUAUUAGUUGAUCUUGGUUUUAUCAAUGUAAUUAUAUGUACAUGUGAAUUACGGACGUAGUAUAGUAUACAUUAACAAAAGUCUAUAAUUGUUAUGUAUUGAACAAUUUUAAUGUAUUGAAUAUCUGUACUUAUGUUUUAAUAUGCUAAUUAUUUUAUGUAUAUGUAUUGUAUAUACACAGAUGAGACUAUAAUAAAGAAUAAAACUAUAAAAUGGAAAUACAUUUUACUGAUGAACACCAUAUUUUAUAUUUUCACACGUGGCUGUGCAACUCGUGAAAUAUUGCAUCUGGUGCUCAAUUGUAAAAGAUAUUUCAAUCUCCUUCUAUAUCUACAUGUAUGUUUUAAAUAUACAUGAAUGUAUACAUGAUAUAUAUAUGAGCCAUGUCGUGCGAUUUCAAACAAUAUGUAUCAUAUAUUAGAUUUACAAUCUUACCCUUGCCUGUGUAAAUUUAUACUGCUAUUUAUAGUAAUACUAGUAUUGUAUAUUUUGGUUUCCAUUCUGACAAGCAAAUGCUGUUUGAACUGAGCUGUAUGACGAUAUAUUCAUAAUUUGUUUCGUGUUUGUCGACAGUCUCCAUACACUGGCAGUUGCCUAAUAUAGAUAUACCAAGGUUUAGAACGUUUUCGUUACUUUAAAACCAAGAUUUACACGGAACUGUCCGCAACUCAACAUUUGUUAAAUAAGCGUUAAAGAAAAAAGUACAAGCAUAUUUCUACUUUGUUAUGGUUUUUGAAAGAAUGAUGCUUCAUCUAAAUGAAUCGGUUUAAACUUAAAUAAAGGACCAAAACUCAUUUAAAAUGCUCGUACGCUUUCACCGAGACUAGCCACCAAGUAAUCUUAGACAAUAUCUAUAUUUUGGGAAUAUUUUUAUACCAGACAGUUAUGCAUUUUAGGCAGUUGGAAGAUCAAAUUUAUUACUUUUGUUUGCUGGCUACUUUUUGUUGUGUUGCUAAAAACCUAGACAGACGUACUAGUAAUUGUUCUCAACGUUUCACUCUAAAACAUUGUGUAUGCAUCGAUAAUGCUACUAGAAUGUGAAACAGAAUUAACAUCAGAAUUAACAAAAAUCGCUACCAUUUCAAUAAUUACAAAUUGCUUUCCACGAUUUUGUUAAAAACUUAAUUUCAUUUGUUUGUUCGCUCGCUCUUGAUGUGACGAAAAAUACAUAAUCUAUCCCAAAUUUCUCUUUGGUCGGGUUUUCGAAGAAAAGUCCGGCAUGUAGUUAAGGACUGUCCGGGCGGAUGGAUGGGCGGGCGGAUGGAUGGGAUAAUGAGUCUCAUGUUAACCUUUUUGUUCACUCAAUAUCUGGACAAAAAUUUCACCUAGGACCUUGAAACCUCAUAGAUAUGUUGGUCUUGAUGUGUACAUGUCCUCUAGUGAUUUCGGGAUUACUGGGUUAAAGGUCAAGGUCAGAGGGACCUGAACAUUAAAAAUAGUUUCCGCUCAAUAUCUGGACAAGUAUUUCUCCUAGGACCUCGACAUACGUAUGUUUGCCUUGAUGUGUAAAUGUUCCCUAUUGAUAACGGGGUCAAAGGUCAAGGUCACGGGGAUAUAAACCUUAAAAAUGGUGUUUUACUUUUAUUUUUUUACACCCAGUUAUUUCUAUAAUUUCAUUUUCUACAUGUCCAUUUCUUUUCUUUCUUCUUUUUUUUCUUCAAUAGUGCUUAUCAAUUUGGGGGUUAUUUAUUGUACGCAUUGAUUAGAACUUUAAUUCGUUAUCACCUAAUUCGGAAAACCCGACUGCUUGUGUAUUACAUUCAAUACGUAAUAUGCAAAUAACAUUCCCUCAUACUUUUUUCUGGAAUCCAAACUACAUGUAUACAUAUUUUGGCCAAUGUAUUUUAAUAUAUGUUUAUGUAAACAUCUGUGUAUAACUAUGGUUUUCCAAAAUCAAAACUAUUUCAAAUUCAGUAACUUGUACAUAUGUUGAAGAUAGGUGCUACCCCUCACAGAACUGGAUCGCCUGUGUAGCAGUGAUGUUACUUGUUUUGAACAGCCAGGAAACCUGCUAUGCCUCUAAAUUGUGUUUGAUCUAGAGUCGUGAAACAGUACAGAAACAUUGUUCAGAAUGUGAAGUUGUGUACCUGGGUUUAUUUGAGACUUUACUCAGAGUUAUGGCCCUUUACUUAGACAAAAAAUACAGAAGGAUCUAAACGUUUCUGCCGUGUGUAUCAACCUAGACUAUAAUAAUGUUUUUACUUCUUUGUAUAUACUGUCGCCCUCAGUGCAAAAUAGUGGCUAUUGACCUUGACAUUAAAAAGUACUAACUCACUUUUUGUGCUAGAGUGACGAUAUGAGAAUAUCCGUGGAUAUUAGUUAGAACAAGGCUAUCCUGUUGUUCCAGAUAAGAAGCACGUUUUUCUGCAAAGUUAGAUUCCUACCAUAUAUUCGAAGAAUGCUUAUUGAUAAAAUAUAUGUUAUAAUCAAUUAAUUAAGUAUUCAUAAGCUUAUAUUUUUUGGCAUUGAUUGUAUCGUGAUAUUUUGUAUUUUCACAUAUAAACAUGAAAUGAAAUUUUUGUAUCAACUUUAUGUCAACAUUUCAAUAUUUAGAUGACUAAAUGAUAUACAUGUACAUGUAGGAGAGACCCGGACACCUUGGAACAAAAAUUAUAUUUUUUUCUGUUUUCUAAAACAUCUUGAAUUGACUUCCUGUAAUUUCAUACUAUAUUAAAGUACAAUCCUUCAUGUACAUGAGGGGUAGUUAAUGGUCAUGUUUUGUGCUAUCGUUUCUGAGAUAUGCAUCAUAGAAGACUAGCACUAAAAUAUCCCAUUGUACCCCAUUGUACCCCGAAACCGGGGCACCACGGGACACAUCCUGGCAACCAUGGGACAGUGACAGAAAUAAAGAAAUCUAUGAACUCUAUUUCAUCUGAACUGCAAUGAUAGCAUUUGCUUAAACAUCCAACAUCAAGAAAAAGGCAUUUUAAUUACAAUGACAGAUCUACCUUUAACUUGAAACAACCUUAUCUGUUUAUCAACUGGUCAAAAAGUGUAAAAUGACACUCAACUUAAAUAUAAACACAUCUAUGAUGAUUACUUCAUCUUGAACUUCAAUGACAAUUCUAAAAGAUCAUCAUCAAGACACAGACAGAUCAAGUGUGUGUGUGUGUGUGUGCGCGCGUGCGCGUGCGCGUGUGUUCGGGUUUAACGUCUUUUUCAACAAUUUUUCAGUCAUAUAAACGACGAUGUCUACUUGUAGCAGUGAGCACAAUGCCCAACUUUAUAUAGCUGCCUCACUGGAAUAUCACGCCGUAGACACGUGGCAUGAUACCCCACCCAGUCACAUUAUACUGACACCGGGCUGACCAUGUCAUUUACUUACAAUGGCAUACCUACCUUUAACUUGAAACAACAUUUAUGCCUUAUGCCUUAGUUAUAAAACAAUACAACAUUAUAUAUAAUUAUGUUUAUUAACUUCUCAGCUUAAAGUAUAAACUGACUUCUGAUAAGUGAUUUAUCCAGCAAUGGCAUGUCAACAGUAUAAAAAUAUGUCUUUACUCAGAAAUAGUGAGUUAGGUUGAGGUCAAACCUCAGCUAUUUUUCAGCUUUUGCAGUGCCUGCUUUAUUGCUUGGCUGAGGCAAUUUCAUUACAAUGUCAUCAUAUUCCAUCUCAUCCGUUUCCUUGUUGUUUUGUAUAAUGAACACUGAAGCCAUAUUUUUCACGGGUUGACAUUUCAAGAAAACUCAUAGGUCAAGUUUUCUACAUUUGUAUGCAUUUAUUAACCAAUGUAAUAGCUUGUUGGUUUCUUCCAGCUGUAUUUAACACUGUCCCAUGGUGCCCACUUGCAUGUGUCCCAUCGUGCCCAAACCCCACCACCCUUAAAUUUUCAAAAAAAUAUGAAGGUCAUCUACUUCACUGGGAUUAAACAUUUUGUGAAAUUAUCAGUCAAUGUAUGCUUUAUAGAUAGUGAUAUAGAAAUGGUUUCAAAGAGUUUACUGCAGAACUUUACAGGACAAUAUUUGGAAUUAAGUUGUUUUUGUUUUACUCAGAAUAGUGAAAAAAUGAUAAAACUCAACUGAAGUUUUAUUUUAAAUCCUUCCACCUUCAAACUCUGUAUAAAAAAAAGCUCGAGAAAGGCAAGAAUUUUAGUAAUUCAGAUAGCUUAGUUUAUUUUCCAGAAGAAAAAAGUUACUUCUGAUGUCCCAUGGUGCACAUGUCCCAUGGUGCCCCGGUCUCCCCUACAUGUGUUUGCUUCUCUUGUGCACUUUCCCAAUAAAAAAGAUAUUUUUAUAUUUGUUGUAAUAUGUGUACUGCAUUAUUAUGAAAGAAUAUGAAUAAACCAGGUGUUGUAAGA
Molecule: messenger RNA, 14650 nt
Organism: Mercenaria mercenaria
Lineage: Eukaryota; Metazoa; Mollusca; Bivalvia; Venerida; Veneridae
Exons: 13
Coding region: 1-6870 (2289 amino acids)
Source: RefSeq, a predicted model, not a curated record